ACUCUCGAUCGGAACCACCCAACUUAAUUAAUUAACGCACAGAUCAGCGCGAGCUAGCUACCUAAUUGACCAAGCAUGGCGCCGACGGCGGCGAGCAACGGCAACGGCCACGGCCACCACCGCGCCGGCGAGGGCGAGGACGGUGCAGCCGCCGGCAGGGAGUGGAGGUUCGCGGCGAGGGGCGGCGGCGCGACGGCGGCGGCGGCGGGGGACAAGAUGAGCAUCCGGGCGGUGCGGUACAAGAUCAGCGCCAGCGUGGACGACCUCGGCCCCCGCCCCGUGCUGCCGCUCGCCCACGGCGACCCCUCCGUCUUCCCGGAGUUCCGCACCGCCGCCGACGCCGAGGACGCCGUCGCCGACGCGCUCCGCUCCGGCGACUUCAACUGCUACCCCGCCGGCGUCGGCCUCCCCGCCGCGCGACGAGCCGUGGCAGACCACUUGUCGCAUGACCUUCCAUACAAGCUAUCUCCUGAUGACAUCUUCCUAACCGCCGGAGGCACUCAAGCAAUCGAGGUCGUGAUCUCAAUCCUGGCCCAACCGGGCACCAACAUACUGCUCCCCAGACCAGGGUACCCAAACUACGAAGCCCGUGCAGCAUUCAACAACCUGGAGGUUCGCCACUUUGAUCUCAUCCCUGAGAAAGGUUGGGAGAUCGACCUCGACUCCGUGGAGGCUAUCGCAGACAAGAACACGGCCGCGAUGGUCAUCAUAAACCCCAAUAACCCGUGUGGGAGCGUCUACACUUACGAGCAUUUAUCCAAGGUGGCGGAGUUAGCGAGGAAGCUUAGGAUAUUAGUAAUUGCAGAUGAGGUGUAUGGUAAAUUGGUUUUUGGGAGUACUCCGUUUGUGCCAAUGGGUUGUUUUGGGCACAUUGCACCGAUAUUAACUAUAGGAUCGCUAUCAAAGAGAUGGAUAGUGCCAGGAUGGCGACUUGGUUGGGUAGCAAUAUGUGACCCCAAGAUGAUUCUGCAAGAAAGCAAGAUUGCAACAUUAAUUACUAAUUUCCUCAAUGUCUCGACUGAUCCGGCAACUUUCAUUCAGGGAGCUCUUCCUCGUAUUCUCAAGAAUACCAAGGAAGAAUUCUUUAAGAGGAUAAUUAAUUUGCUUACGGAAACAUCAGAGAUUUGCUAUAGAGAAUUAAAGGAUAUCAAAUGCAUCACCUGUCCUCACAAGCCCGAAGGCUCCAUGUUUGUGAUGGUGAAAUUGAACUUACAUCUUUUGGAGGGUAUCCAUGAUGAUGUUGAUUUUUGUUGUCAACUUGCAAAAGAAGAGUCAGUGAUUCUUUGCCCAGGGAGUGUACUGGGAAUGGAAAAUUGGGUCCGGAUUACUUUUGCUAUCGGUACAUGUUCUCUCCUGGACGGUCUUGAUAGGAUCAAAUCGUUCUGCCUAAUGCACAAGAAGAAAAUCCCUUUAAAUGUCAUCUAGAUUGUACUAGGAUUGGUUAAUAAUAAUUCUGUUGGUUGUGGUUUGUACCUUUCUCCAAUGUGGAACUAUUAAUCUGCUAUGAAUAAAGCUUUCUAUUCAUAUA
Oryza brachyantha (malo sina) is the source of this 1528-nucleotide messenger RNA. Its product is annotated as nicotianamine aminotransferase 1-like. Gene Ontology annotation, molecular function: transaminase activity; pyridoxal phosphate binding. Gene Ontology annotation, biological process: amino acid metabolic process; biosynthetic process. The transcript is spliced from 7 exons. Bases 76 to 1425 code for a protein of 449 amino acids. The record is from RefSeq and is a predicted model, not a curated record. Lineage: Eukaryota; Viridiplantae; Streptophyta; Magnoliopsida; Poales; Poaceae.